GCGGAGCCAGGUGCCCAAAGGAGCUCAGCACUCACGAACGCUGAGCAAGGCUGGCAGGUGGCUGUUGGUGCCUCAUGCCACCCAUUUAUCUAAAGGGAUGAGAUUCAAGGCCUGUCCUGUGGGCUGGGGCCGUCAAAGCUGAUGGGAGAGGGGAACGUAAAUUCUAACGGGGAGAUGGCCGAUGAACACGUGCAGGAAGAAAUGGACAGAACCAUCCAGAGAGAUUGCGUGCUCUGAGGACAGCACGGCCUGGCUCAGGACACUGGCUAGAGGGCCACAAAGGACACCUUGAGAGAAGCCGGCACAGACUUGUUCAGACUCCCGGUGGCCCGCCGAGGUCGUGAGUAUAGAGCUCUGGAGAUGAAGACCCUGCUCCUGGGUGUCACGCUCGGCCUGGCCGCUGCCCUGACCUUCGCCCUGGAGGAGGAGGAUAUCACAGGGACCUGGUAUGUGAAGGCCGUGGUGACCGAUAAGGACCUUCCGGAGGAGAAGAGGCCCAGGAAGGUGUCCCCAGUGACAGUGACAGCCCUGGACCGUGGGGACUUGGAAGCCACAUUCACCUUUAUGAGGAAUGAUCGGUGCUUCCAAAAGAAAAUCCUGAUGCGGAAAACGGAGGAGCUUGGCAAAUUCAGCGCAUAUGGGGGCAGGAAACUCAUAUACCUGCAGGAGCUGCCUGGGACGGACCACUGCAUCUUUUACUGCAAAGACCAGCGCCAUGGGGGUCUGUUCCGCAUGGGAGAGCUCAUGGGUCGGAAUCCCGACACCAACCUGGAGGCCCUGGAAGAAUUUAAGAAACUCGUGCAGCGCAAGGGACUCUCAGAGGGGAAUAUUUUCAUGCCCCUACAGAUGGGAAGCUGCGUUCCCGAACACUAGGCACAGUGGUCCCCGGGUCUGCACCUCCAGAGUCCACCCUGCUGCCAGACAUGGAGCCUGGGCCGCCUGGACCUACCCUCCAGCAAUGAGCCUUCCCUGACCCACCCGCCUGACACCAAAUAAACAGCUUCUGCCCCA
This is a messenger RNA of Sapajus apella (tufted capuchin), 1011 nucleotides long. Its product is annotated as odorant-binding protein 2a-like. The record is from RefSeq and is a predicted model, not a curated record. Gene Ontology annotation, molecular function: small molecule binding. The coding region runs from base 361 to 873 and encodes 170 amino acids. The transcript is spliced from 8 exons. Lineage: Eukaryota; Metazoa; Chordata; Mammalia; Primates; Cebidae.